Zasmidium cellare ATCC 36951 is the source of this 1044-nucleotide messenger RNA. RefSeq lists its product as uncharacterized. The coding region runs from base 1 to 1044 and encodes 347 amino acids. Lineage: Eukaryota; Fungi; Ascomycota; Dothideomycetes; Mycosphaerellales; Mycosphaerellaceae. The record is from RefSeq and is a predicted model, not a curated record. The transcript has 5 exons.
AUGGCCACCGCAGUAGGCCUCAUUCUUACUGCCAUUGGCACAGGACUUUCGUUCGUCUCCAUGCUUCAGAGCAACCUCAAGAGCGCCGAUUCUGGCAACACUAAAAUCACUCUCGCCUGCGGCCAAGUCUCAGACGAUGUCAACGACGCCGAUUCCAUCUCAGGCUCGUUUGACGCCCGCAUGGGUAACACCGCGUACGAGUAUACCCAUGACAGCGAGUACAGCGGCCAGCAGACGCCUUACAUCAAGGUCACGGGCAACAACGAUGCAAUUUGCAUUGCGUGGUUGACUGUGACCUGGGCGGAUGGGACUGAUUGGGUCUGGUCGGGUGGGUUUGGUCGUGGAUGUGGGAUUCUUCCAUGGCACUACAGCGAUGCCAUUCUCGGCAACAUAGCCCAUGUAAACGACGAAGGCACCCCACACCGCCCCGACUGCGCCUGGAUUGAUGGUGAUGGUUCCGUCGGUGGCGAUACUACUGCCUUCUCUGUCUAUCUUCCUCAUUUCACUACUGAGAACGACGGCUCCAGUGGAGCGUUAGAUGGCGUCUGUGCCAGUCCCGACUUCGCGACCUACCAAAACGAUGACGCCGGCGGCAUCACCUACUGGGCAGACCCUCCGGCCAUCGGCAACACGAACAACUACGACAACGCCAAAAUGCACCGCCGUGACGACGCCAACUCUACGGCGGGUAUCAGCGCCCAUCAAGCCAACGCCAGACCCUCCCAGAGUCUCUACACCUCAGCCGAGAAGAACACCAAGCUCAUCAAAAGUGCAUGGGCGGUACAUUCUGCCAUUGACCUGUGCAAUGAUGACAGGUCUUGGGGCCCGAGCUUUGUGUCCACGACGGAGAACAAGUUCUGUGAUAUGUCGACCAAGACGCUGUAUGACGUCUGCUCGUCGGACAACACUUCAAGUGAGGCUUGCUUCGAUGGCGAGACGUUGGCGGUGCGUGGAUUGAAUAGGAGUGUGGCGUAUAAUUGGAAGACUGUCGAGAACUGGGGCCCUGAGGUGGCGGAUGAGUUGAAGACUGUGCAGCUGUCUUAG